CCAAAGCAAACACUUUGACUCGCGGUCAUGGCGUAUUGUAGUAGCAUUCCCCGACGUCUGGCAUACUAUUUGCAUUUCUUAGCAGCUUUGUUGUUAUUUCCGUGGUUUUUGAUUACCGCCAUGAUCAAUGCAUUAGUCUGCGGAAGAAAAGAGGAUCAAAUACAAGGUAGAUUGGCGGUUAUCACUGGGGCUGCACAAGGCUUGGGUCGUCAAAUAGCUCUGGAGUUGGCUAAAAGGGGAUGUCACAUAGCCGUGGUGGAUACUCUGCAGAAAGCAGCAGAGAAUACAGCCAAAUAUUUAAGGGAUACGCAUAACAUUCAGGCCAAGGCCUACUUGGUGGAUAUCACCGACUACCAUCAAUUGCUGGCUUUUCGCAGCGAAGUUCUGAAUGAUUUUGGCGUCGAUGUGACCAUUCUGAUAAACAAUGCCACAAUAUUUCGUAUAUCCGAUAGCAAUCCAGUUCGCCAUGAGGAAAUACAAAAUAUGGUCACCCUGAACUUUACCUCUCACCUGUGGAUGAAUCAACUCUUUUUGACGCGUAUGAAGGAAUUAAAUCGUGGUCACAUAAUGGCCAUUUCAUCUUUAAGCGCCUUGUUUCCUGCAGAUUAUCUGCAAAUUUAUGCCCCCACCAAGAGUGCCAUUCGGGCGUAUAUGGCCUCCCUAAGGGCACAUCUUAAAUGUGAGAAUUACAAAAUCAGAGUGACCACCAUUAUGCCAACAUUUUUGAAUAGCCGCCAGUAUGAAAAGGAUUUUGUCGACCUAAGUGGCUAUGAGAGUAUUACUCCUUGCCUGGAUAGCACUGUAGCUGCCGAACAAGCCGUAAAGGCAUUAUUGCAGGGUCUUGAGGAGAUAUCAUUGCCGCGAGUGGCCAGUCUUACCUACAAAUUACUAGAAUUUGGCACCACUUGGCAGCGAGACUGGUUUGUGAGAUGCUUAAGUCCGAAAUUUAAUGCUGAUGAACUGCAUGAAAAGUUAAAGCAAUGCAGCGAUAAAAACGGUGAUAUACAGACUUCAAUAACGGUAGUAUAGUCUUAUUAUAAAACCUUUUAAGUUUUAUCUAGAAUAAGAAUAAAUUUAAAGGCAGAAUUCCAAACAGGUUUGUACA
This is a messenger RNA of Stomoxys calcitrans (stable fly), 1105 nucleotides long. RefSeq names its product short-chain dehydrogenase/reductase family 16C member 6. The coding region runs from base 28 to 1029 and encodes 333 amino acids. The record is from RefSeq and is a predicted model, not a curated record. The transcript is spliced from 3 exons. Gene Ontology annotation, molecular function: oxidoreductase activity, acting on the CH-OH group of donors, NAD or NADP as acceptor. Gene Ontology annotation, cellular component: lipid droplet. Lineage: Eukaryota; Metazoa; Arthropoda; Insecta; Diptera; Muscidae.